AUGGGACUGAAGGGGGCAUGGUGCUUCCGAUGGGGCAGGUGCCGAAGACAGCCAGGAACUGGAAAAGAAACAGGUCUGGAGUCAGUAGCCCCUAUAGAUCCAGAUCCCAGACCAGCUAUCAGCCCUGUUGUGGCUGAGGGAGCUGGGGCGACCUCCCUGGGGUCUGGUGCUUACUUCAGCAGAAAAGCUCGACUCUCCUUCCGUCACCAGCUGCACGACGUAGCAUCAGCCAACGACUCCACCAUUUGA
Molecule: messenger RNA, 249 nt
Organism: Suncus etruscus (white-toothed pygmy shrew)
Lineage: Eukaryota; Metazoa; Chordata; Mammalia; Eulipotyphla; Soricidae
Gene: C1H17orf114
Product: chromosome 1 C17orf114 homolog
Source: RefSeq, a predicted model, not a curated record